Bicyclus anynana (squinting bush brown) is the source of this 1893-nucleotide messenger RNA. Its product is annotated as xylose isomerase. The transcript is spliced from 10 exons. Gene Ontology annotation, molecular function: xylose isomerase activity. Gene Ontology annotation, biological process: carbohydrate metabolic process. Bases 412 to 1791 code for a protein of 459 amino acids. NCBI's taxonomy places the organism in Eukaryota, Metazoa, Arthropoda, Insecta, Lepidoptera, Nymphalidae. The record is from RefSeq and is a predicted model, not a curated record.
UGGUAAGGUAACUAAGGUACCUGCCCUAUAAACUACUGUAAUAUAACACCUCGUUCUAACUUUUGUUCGGUUAAAUUAAACCAUAGUUAGAAGUAUAGUUAAAGCGAACAGGUUCAAAAGUUAAAACAAUGCGCAACCCGACACAAGCGAGACACGCUCUGUCGCGUCUAUUCAUUCGUUAUUAUAUAAGAUUGCAUCGCGUACGUCUGUCCGUCAGUGUUCGAAGUGUUUGUUAUAGUUAACACUGUUUUAACUUCUACCAAUAGUGAUUUUAUUUUUUAAUUUGUGUACAUUCUAAGUUUUACGUCUUUGGAUUAAUAUCAUCAAUCUUAUCAUGUCGAUUUGACUGGUCUGGUGAAAUAUAAAAAAAAACGACUUUCCAAGGGUAGAUCAUCAUUUUAAUCGAAAAACAUGUCGUACCCUCAAACUGGAAAAAGACAAAAAGUGAGAGAUGCAAAAGCGGCUGAAAAUGUGGAUUAUUUUCAAGGCAUAGACAAAAUAGAGUACAACAACAUGGCGGCGAGCACAGAUACCAACCAGUUCCGAUAUUAUAACAGCAGUGAACGAGUGCAUUCGCGCAGUAUGGAGGACUGGCUCAAAUAUAGUCUCUCUUUUACUGACUUUAGGAAUUUUGGUACAGAUACCCAUAGUAGAGCCACAGUAAACCGCCCAUGGGAUGACAACACAAACACCAUAGACAAUUACAAACGCUGCAUCAAAGCGUUCUAUGAUCUAUGCACCAAACUGGGGGUGAAGUACUGGACCGCUUUCGAUACGGAUCUAGUUCCACAGACAGACAACUGGGAUGAAAAUAAAAGUCAUUGGGACGAUAUCGUGGAGUAUAUAAGCGAAUUGACACAGAAAUGUCAAGUAAAACUACUGUGGAUGGCGCCGGACCUACAUUCACACCCUAGAUAUGUAUGCGGUGCUUUCACAAGCAACGAAUCUACCGCCUUCGUCCAAGCCGCAACACAGAUCAAGAAAUGUCUAGAAGUGUCUCAGCGUUUGAGCGCCGAGUGCUUCCUUCUGUGGCCGUACAGAGAAGGGUACGACGCCAUCUUCCAGACCGAUGUUGCCAGAGAGAUAAAAUUGUUCGCCAAACUACUGAAGAUUACCGCUGAAUAUAAGGAUAGGCUAAAUUAUAGGUGUCAAUUGCUAAUAAUGCCCUACCACGGUAACUUUGGUAGGAAUCGCAGCAGCGUCGGUAGCUUAGCAUGGCAACCCUCGGGCGCGGACGACACGCUCCACAGAUACAUGUGGGACCUCACCAGUUGCCUGUAUUUCCUCAAACACCAUACCCUGGACAGAUAUUACAAGGUCGUCACUCCGCCUGGACACCAUAUGUAUAUGGCUAACGUGUACAGUAUGUUCGGCGGGGUGACCAUCACAGACAGGUUCAACUGCUCGGAUGCCAAAGCCGCCGCUCUGAUGAUGAAGUGCAUCGUUGACCAGGGCGCAGCGCCCCCCGCCGGCGUGGCGCUGCAGCUGCGUGCGCGCUUCGGCGAGCUGCGCGACGUGCUGGCGUUGCACGUCCGGUUCAUGGACUCGUUCGCGCGCGCGCUGCGGGCGGCCGGCAGCCUCGUGGCCGACCAGCUGUUCGCCAAACAGCUGCAGCAUCGCUACGCGUCGUACUAUAGCGGGUUCGGUGCCCGGCUGGUGAGCGGGGACGUCUCCAUCGAGGAGUGCGAAGAAUUUUACAAAAAGAAUCAAACCCACGAACCUACCUGCACGAGGUCGGAACAUUACCACGUGGUGUUUCAGAGAUACCUCGACGCGUGCGAACAUAUAUGAUAUACGACCUUUAGUGGAGACACCAUGGAUUGCAUUACCAUAGAGUAAAGAAUAUUAUGGCUCAAACGAAUUAUUUUAGCCUGUGGCGAUAUUCACUAUCGA